UCCACCCUGUCUGGGCGGGCCAUGAGGCGGACCAGGCUCUCGAGCAGACUUCAGACUACAGAGUUCUCAGCUCGAGGAAACAACAACAGUACCCGCGCGCUUCCUCUCUAGGAUUUCGCUUUUCUUUCUCGGACAUUGAAACCACCAUCACGAGCGACAGUAACCAUGCAGUCUACGGAGGGAGACGCAGACACACUACCUGGUGCUUUAUGAAGACGAGAGGAUGAACUGGUUGCCUCCUGUGCUUUAUCUUGUGUUACUUCUUGAUUCUGUGCUCGGUUCCCUUCCUGCUCCUGUCAUUGUCAACGUCAGCUCUUUCAACUUCCACCAUGUCCUGCAUUGGGUUCCUGGGCCUGGCACACCAUCAGGAACAUGUUACGAGAUCAUCAGGAGGAUGAACCGGAAAACAAAAAAACUGAAACCGCCACUGUGCUCAAAUGAGACAUCACGUAAGCUGAAGUUUCCCGACAACCGUGUGGAAUAUACCCUGACUGUCCAGGCGUCCUACAACCAAACCCUGUCUCCAGAGUCCCGCAAAUACAGCUUCAAACCUGACAUACAUACCAAAAUAGGUCCUCCAAAAGUCUCUCUGGCUGGAUGUGGCAACUGCAUCCAAAUCAACAUUUCACUCCCUGAAGCUGACCCGAGCUCAAGAAUCGAUGAUAUCAAGACAUUCUACGGUGGUUCUCAGUUCAGAGUGUUUUGGAGGAUACCUAAUGAAGCAGCGGAGUCCAUCGUAACAGGAAAUAAGAUCUAUACCGUGAACAACCUACGGCCUGGCACGGAGUACUGUGUACAGGUGUGGACAGAGAUUAAUGUGAACAGAAACACCGAGCCAUCUGCUUGGAAUUGCACCUUCACCAGCAUUGUGGCUCCAAGCAGAGACCCUUAUGUUUUAGGUGCAGUUGGUACUCUUCUGCCUAUUGUUAUCGGUGUCCUGAUGACCUCCAUGUUUUGCCUCUACUACACCGGAUUCCUUUGUAAACUGAAGGAAACUCCCAGAGUACUACGUGAGGCUCUGAUCCGAGGCUCCACCCUGACACCAGACAGGACGAUCCCUGACAACAUCUCCAUUAGCGCAGAGAUGGAGAAACAGAGGAAGCACAACAAUCCCACACCUGCCACCAGGGGCACCAACUCAGAUGAGGAGGAGGAGGAGGACGAAGAAGACGAAGGGGAAAACGUCUACAUGGACAGAGGUGCAGAGCUUUCCUCGGCUGAAAGUUCUAGCCAGAACUCUGCUGGUGUGUCGGGGAACAGCAAGGUGGCCGCGUCAGGGGGCUCUGGGAGUUUGACAGCGGUGGCAGAGGUACCGGACACUGAGUCUGAGGUUGAGGUCAGACAUGGGGGGCUUGAUCAUGACGAGGCCAAAGCUAAAGGAGAGGAAGUCUCUUUCACGCCCGAUGGCCCAGUCACAGGUGAGGUGGUGGUGGUGGGGGAUGAGGAGGUUGAGGAAGAGGUGUACGAGAGCUCAGGCAAUAUCAAUCUGUUCUCCGUCACCCUCGCUGCACUGGCUGUAGGCGAGGAAGGGGAGGAGGACGAAGAGCAGAACGAGAGAGAUUCUCUCACAGACUUUUUGAAAGUGUCCGAUCUGCAGCCUCUACUGCCCGCGGACUCACAAACUGAGUCAGACGAUUGGACAACUGUGGCAUUAACGCUACCUACACAGGAGGACUUUACUGUGAAUGGGUAUGAAGGAAGACGUACAAACACUUCGUCUGACUACCUCAAAACCGGUGAUGAUGAGUCGCAGCAUGAAGAGACACAAGAGAAGGAGGAGGAGGAGGAGGAAGAGGAAUUCUCUGGAUAUAUGAGGCACACGUGAUAUGUUGCUCUGACUGUGUUACCGUGUGUGUAUGAGUAUCAUUAAUGACAACAAGUACAUAUCUUUUUAUUUGAGCGGUAUUUAAAUGUAGCUAAGGUGCUUAAUGUUGUUUUGGUGCUUUAUCUUCCUGUUCUUAAGGAAACACAACACAUCAAAUACAUUUCUCCUGCAGCUACGACGCCAUAGCAGCCCACCCGCAUUUGACAGUUUUUAAAGACGUGGGAGUUGUUGGAAUUACAACUUUCUGACUUGUAAAGAGCGUUCUUGUUAACAUCCAUAGUCAUAACUGUGAAAUCCGACCUAAUGAUGCGGGACUGCCUGAAAAGCCAAACAAAUGAAGACACCUCAAGUUAGCAAGUUAGAGGUCCAAUUUAAGGAAUAUAAUGUUAUAUACGGGUAAUUAUUUUUCACAGCAGACAUUUUGAAUUGUCAGGUGUUGUUAAGAACAUUAACAAUGGCUCUGUUCUAUUCAAGUGUCCCUGUAAGCCAUGACAGUGUCACAGUGAGCCAGCAUGAACAGUACCAGGACCCUGACACUGAAGCAGCUAAAUGGAAUUCAGCCAUUUUUAUCAUUUACACCUGUGCUUUUGUUCUGUUAAAAAAGGGCCUAGAUUAAAUCUCUCAUUAAUACUCAUCUAUGCAAUCAUACAACCAUCUCUCCAUCUCUACCAUCCAUCCCAUAGAAUGUGAAUGUGCCCAUCCUUUAGGCACAAAGACAUUGUGGGAAAUUAAGGAAAUCUAGAUCUGUGUCACAAUUCCAUACUACACACUACUGUAUGUGUUCACUUUCUAAUAGUGAGCAGAUUAGUUCAGUAUUCAUACUAAACUAACUUUUGAAUGUGAUAUUUGAUGCACACUAUCGUCCCACAAUGCAUACCAGGUGGACAAAUUAUAUUCCAAAGUUGCUGUUUGACAUUUAACAAUUGGUGCACAUAUUAUAUAUAAUGCCCUGUCAGUGAAAAAAAAAUGUCGAUUAUUUUGUACACUAUCUAGGCCUACAUAAACAGUCAAAUAUAAGUUGUAUGUACUAUAUAUCUUAUACAAUUAGUAUGUGGUAUGGAAUUGGAACACAGCUAAAAGAGGCCCUCUGUGUCGACUUUAAUGGGAACCGUGAGAGGAGACCUGGUGGAGUUUUAGUUUGUUUUUUUUGCUGUGAUGUGAAUACAUGUGGAUGCUGUUUCCUUACGAUGCUGAAUGUUAGAUGCUGUUCUGACAUCAAAAUUGCAAGUGAGUAGUUUGAAUCUUCACACAUCACGGCUGACAAUACAAUUCUUGCAUCUAUGGCGUGCAAACUACAGAAAAACUGAAGUUGAAAAAGGGUACACAAACACAGCUGCACUGCCUCCCACCCUGGUCGUGGCUAGAAGGUAACCCGCGAGCUGGGGAAACUCUCGCGAGUUUUUGCAGAUUUUCAGAUCAGAUUUCACAAUUUGCGGGUUACCCUCCAUACCGUGCCUCCCACUAGCUAAUUCUACUAGGUCACGUGAUUUCCUUUCAACAACCUCGUCAGAUGCUGCAUUCACGUACCACCGGACAAAUUGUAAUCACCUCUACAGGCAACGUGAAAGGCCCCAAAAGACACAAAAUACAAUUGUAAUAGUUUAUAGUUAGUUAGUUAUUAAUAAAAUAUAUUAUAAUUAUAUAAUUAUAUAAUACAAAAAAACUAAACUAUAAAAGUGUAUUUUUUUAUAUUUAUUUUUUUAACCAAUACUGAUACUAGGCCUAUAGCCUACCAAUAGUCUAUUGUGAUGUGUGUCUUGUUUUUAUGUUGUAUAUUAUCACUGUCAAAUGUGUUGAUGCCAAAUGUUCUACCUUCUACCUAAAUAACAAAACACUUUCCUGAUGUACAUCCUCAUUCUUCCAUACAAUGUUACUGUUUACCUGCAGAUUAAAGCAACCUAUAGCUGAAAACCUA
This is a messenger RNA of Sebastes umbrosus (honeycomb rockfish), 3740 nucleotides long. RefSeq names its product interferon alpha/beta receptor 1-like. NCBI's taxonomy places the organism in Eukaryota, Metazoa, Chordata, Actinopteri, Perciformes, Sebastidae. Gene Ontology annotation, molecular function: protein binding. The record is from RefSeq and is a predicted model, not a curated record. The transcript has 8 exons. Bases 224 to 1825 code for a protein of 533 amino acids.